ACACCCGCCAUCACUAACUGCCCAAUCACCUCCGGCACAUGCAUAUAAGCCUCGUUCCUCCUAGCAGCCUACAAACAGAGCACGAAAAUCCCCACCCCAGUUCACGCACACGCGCAUUUACUAAUCAGCCAUGUCCACCGAGGCGCUGCUCCGCGUCGGCGCAGAUGUAGGUGGAGCGGCGACGAGCCGGCGGUUGAGCAUCGACGACGCGCUGACGCAACACGCGGGGGAGUUCGGGCGGUGGCAGCUGCGGCACUUCGUGCUGGUGACGGCGGCGUGGGCGCUGGAGGCGCUGCACACCAUGGUGAUCAUCUUCGCGGACCGGGAGCCGGCCAUGUGGUGCCCCGCGGGAGAGGGGCGGUGCGGCAACCAGUGCGCCGGCGCCGCCGCCGGGUGGGAGUGGGUCCAGGGGAGCGCGUCGUCGACGGUGGCCGAGUGGGGACUCGUCUGCGGCGAGCGGUACAAGGUCGGGCUCGCUCAGGCGAUCUUCUUCGCCGGCGGCAUGGUCGGCGCCGGUGUGUUCGGGCACCUAUCAGACUCGUUUCUGGGCCGGAAGGGCGCGCUCCUGGUGGCCUGCAUCCUCAACGCUGUCUUCGGCCUCCUCACAGCGCUCUCCCCCAACUACUGGGUCUAUGUGGCCCUGCGCCUCAUCACGGGCUUCAGCACCGGCAGCGUCGGCCUCUGCUCCUUCGUCCUCGCGAACGAGCCCAUAGGCCCCUCCCGUCGUGGCAUGGCCAGCAUGUUCACCUUCUACUUCUUCUCCGGCGGCAUAGCCAUCCUCGCCGGCAUUGCCGCGCUAUUCCAGUCCUCGUGGCGCCUCCUCUAUGUCGUCACCUCGCUUCCUUCUCUCGUGUACGUGCUCACCGUGUUGUCGUUCGUCUCCGAGUCCCCGCGGUGGUACCUCGUGCGCCGCCGCGCCGACGAUGCCCUGCGCGUUCUGCGGGACAUCGCUACCGCCAACGGCAGGCGCAUUCCGGACGGCGUCACGCUCAAGCUUGACGACGAGGGCGAUGACAAGGAUUUCGAAGAUCCCUCCACGGCGGCGUCAUCAACGGGCUCCAUCAUUGAUGUGUUCCGGUCGAGGACGACGCGGGUCAGGCUGGUGCUGUCCGUGCUCAUCAACCUUUUCUGCUCGGUGGUGUACUACGGGCUCAGCCUCAACGUGGUCAACCUCAAGACCAACCUCUACAUCAGCGUCGUUGUGAACUCGCUGGCCGAGAUGCCCGCCUAUCUGCUCACUGCGCUGCUCCUCGACCGCUUCGGCCGGAAGCCGCUCGGUAUCGGCACCAUGCUUCUCAGCGGCGUCUUCUGCACCAUCGGCAGUUUGAUCCCCGGCGAUGACGGUACCAUGAGGUUGGUGAGGAUGGCGUGCGGUGUGGUGGGGAUCUUCGGAAUGGCGGCGACAUACAACCUAUUGUUCAUAUACUCCGCGGAGCUGUUCCCUACAGUAGUGCGAAAUGCGGCGCUGGGGUGCACAUCGCAAGCGGCACAAAUGGGGGCUAUACUGGCGCCGUUGGUGGUCGUGCUCGGAGAGAGGGUGCCGUUCGCCGUGUUUGGCGUGUCGGGGAUUAUUGGUGGGUUGCUGGUGUUCUACCUCCCGGAGACGAUGAACAAACCCCUCUAUGAUACCAUGGCAGGUCUGGAGGAAGGGGAGAAAACCCUCCUGAAGUAAAGGAAAUAAAGGUGCAGUUGGAAUUUCCAAAUCCUAUCGAUUUUCAUGGACAUGUCAUUUUCCACUUCUGCUCCGAUGCUCCUCC
Lolium perenne is the source of this 1757-nucleotide messenger RNA. Its product is annotated as organic cation/carnitine transporter 4. Gene Ontology annotation, cellular component: membrane. The record is from RefSeq and is a predicted model, not a curated record. Gene Ontology annotation, molecular function: transmembrane transporter activity. Gene Ontology annotation, biological process: transmembrane transport. NCBI's taxonomy places the organism in Eukaryota, Viridiplantae, Streptophyta, Magnoliopsida, Poales, Poaceae.